Molecule: messenger RNA, 6212 nt
Organism: Lampris incognitus (smalleye Pacific opah)
Lineage: Eukaryota; Metazoa; Chordata; Actinopteri; Lampriformes; Lampridae
Product: exocyst complex component 3-like protein 2
Exons: 12
Coding region: 49-1908 (619 amino acids)
Biological process (GO): exocyst localization; exocytosis
Cellular component (GO): exocyst
Molecular function (GO): SNARE binding
Source: RefSeq, a predicted model, not a curated record
GACACACACAUCUUAGAACUGGAGCAGGAAUGCAGUGAUGCUGCCGCCAUGGCAACCAUCACCGUGACCUCGCCUGAAGGGGUUGCCAUAACUACGCCAGAGGAGGCGGUGAGCCCCACCAGCAAAGAUGGCGGCCGACGGAAGGCUAAGGAUGUGGAGCUGCUGUACGAAGCGCUGCAGAAGGAACUAUGGGCCGUGGUGAGGGAGUCCCUCAGAUCCCCCACAGCGGGGCCCAACCUGGGCCUGGUGGUGCAGGUCCUGCAGCAGGAGGAGCAGGCAGACAGGGCCUGGGCCCUCAGUGAGCAGGCGGCCCCUGGGGGCCCCAGGCCUCGGCAGCUGAAGCAGCGGUGGAGGGAGGCCGUGCAGAAGGCGGCAGACGGCUCCCUGCCGCAGAAGAUGGAGUUCCAGACCGGGGAGCUGGCCGGGUAUCUGGACCGCAUCCGGACCCGUGUGGUGGAGGACCUGGGAGCCGCCAAGAGGAACGUAGUGUCCAUAUAUCCCAAAGAGUACGAACCCUUCCAGGUUUAUGUGCAGAGCUACCACCAGGCGGUUGCGAGGACACUGGAAGCCAUUACAAAUGACCAGCUGCAGAUCAGCGACAUAUAUUCUCUACUGGACUGGCUACACAACAUCUAUAACAGGGAUGUGUUGGGCACAGUGUGUAUUACGACACCGUUCAACCAUUCUCAUCUGGGUCCACUGCUGCCCUCAGAGACCGUGGACAGACUGGAGUUAGACUGUCUCAACUCAGUCCGGACGAAGGUAACGACAGAGCUGUCCCAGCUGCUGGAGGAGGAGGAGAAGAGGUGGAUGGAGACGCUCCACGUCGAAGAAUAUCAGAUAACACUGGCUAAGACUGUUAUACAGAGGCUUCAGGUGGAUCUGGAGCGUUCGGCAACCAUCAACAGGAGUCUGGGGUCCAGGGUCGCUCAGUGUAGUCUCAACGGACUGGCCGACUUCCUGUACAGUUUCCAGCGCAAGGUGGAGAUGUUCCACGAGAGCUCCCUCAGCGGCAUGUAUGCAGACAACCAAGACGGUUACGUUGCCAAAACCAUCGCCUUCGUCAACUGCUGCCCCCCGUUCAGGGGUUUCAUACAGCGGUGUGUCCAGUGUGACCCAGCCAUCAAUGAAGACUCUCUGCGUCGGGCCAACAGCGCUCUGGACCACAUCGUCUCUCAGGGCGUCAGAGUUCUGUCUGACAGGCUGUACCAACACAUCAGGCCAUUUUUUGAUAAGCUGGUGAAGAGGAAGUGGCUGACCAACACUGAGCCCAUGGAACAGAUCGAAGCAGAGAUCAAAGAACACUUUAAGAAGUACCACAGACUGGACAACCCCCCAUACCAGGUUUUAGUAGCGGAGCUCCAUAGGAGAGUAGUAAUGGAGUAUUUGCGCGCUGUAAUGAGAGGCAGAAUUAUCUGCACGUCUCUGAAGAUGAGGAAGAGGACGGCAGGACGCCUCCGAGAUGAAGGCGGACAGAUCAAAGUCCUCUUCAAGGACCUGGAGUCUCCUUCCUCCUGGUUGGACAGUGCUCUAUCCCACAUCUCAGAGAUCAUCCUAUUGGAGGACGUCCCAUCCAUUCAGAUGGAGGUUGGCAUGCUGGUCAGAGAGUUCCCUGAUGUCAGGAAGAAGCAUGUUUCGGCCAUCUUGAACAUCCGCGGUAUGACUCGUCAGGCCGAGCGGCAGGAGAUCCUGAACAUCGUGAAAGACAUCGAGAACAGUGACAGCGGCGCGGCACGCCUCUCCCGUGACCAUGCCCUCUUCUCGGAAAUCCCGGUGACUUCCGAGGUUCACUGCCUCAACGUCGGCCUGAGCCGGAUUGCCCUCACCGCCUCUUCCUGUUUCUCCUCGCUCCGUGCGCCACGCAAGAGACGUGCCCCCGUCCAGGAAAACCCGGACGACGUUCUCUAGAAGCGACCCCCCCCCCCCCCCCGAUCGUCUGCCAUUGCCCUCAGUUAGCACUGAGCUGGUUUGAAUGGCUGGUUUUGUUUCAUUCUUUUCACUUGCAGAGCUAAAAGGAGUUAAUUUUUACCAAAACAAGUCAAAAACUGUUUCACAAUACAGCAAUCUUGCUUUAUUUCUUUUUAAACUUUAAUCCGAUGUUAAAUCCACACUUGGGUCCCCCUGCUGGUGGGAAUACAGUACUGCGUGGGGAAAACACGAGGACAAGAAAAAGAAAAAAAACAGAAGUGCUCUGAGGAGUCGAGGGCGCGCGGUCGAAAACAUCUGACGACACGUUCUCAGGGUCACCGCCAGGGUUUGUGGGAAAUAUUUGUAACCUGUGUCCCUGGUCGUUAUGGAGAAUCAUCCAGACUGUUUCAUUAGCCAGACAGUUCGAGACUUCCUGGGCGCCUUCCUUUGGAGGUUUUCCGGGCACGGCCAACUGGGAGGAGACCCUGGGGUAGACCCAGAACUCACUGGAGGGACUACAUGUCCAAUCUGGCCUGGGGACGCCUUGGGAUCCCCCAGGAGGAGCUGGAGGGCGUUGCUGAGGAGAGGGACGUCUGGAGUGCCCUACUUAGCUUGCUGCCACCGUGACCCGACCCCGGAGAAGCGGCUGAUGACGAGAUGAGAGUUUGAGACUUGUCCACGUGUGUCACUAUGGAAGAGAGCACCUUAUGAAAACUCAUCUAAUCCUCACUAGAGUUCGUGAGGGCGGUAAACAGAAAAGUAUUUUCUCAUCUUUGAAACACCGUUGAUACACAAAACCAGUUUGGCAGUUUCACCAAACAGACAAUGACCAAAAGAGAUUUUUAUAGAUGGUUGAUUCAGUCCCAGACAGCAUCCGGAUGUGGGCCGAUUCAGGCAGUGAUGCGGCACUGAUGGCAUUCUUCUGGCCCUGACAAAAUGGAUGUGAGCCUGAAGUGGCCCACAGGUAUAAUAGCAAAUAUGCCAAAUCACAUGUGGGCCUUUUUUGGCAAAGCUUCGGUGCUCUGGGCAACAUGUGAUCUGGAUGUGACCCUGAAGUGGCCCGUGUGGUAAAUGGUGAAUAUGGCCCAAAUAUCACAACACAAAUAUGGACCACUUUUGGCAAAUAUGUGGCACAUGUGGCAUUGCCAUGGCUUGGUUCUGGCCCAGAUCUGGCAAACAGGAGCGGACCGCCCAAGUGCCAUCAUUCCACGCGGUAUGUGGGCUGGAUGAAGUGUCGAGUGUGGGACGGGUCCGGGCCACAGCAGUUUUGCCAUCUGGGAUGUGUGGGUCAUGACCCGUAGGUGGAAAACCGCUGCGUUGUGCUGUGUGAAAAAUACCACAGGGUAUAUGAGCACUUUUAUCCUCACUCGUCAUUCACAGCCUCAUUCACGAGCACAGACGUCAAGUUUGGGAACAUCAUUUUAGAUUAUGUUUAAGAUUUAUUCAUAUCAACCUUCAAUCAAUGGAUUGAUCGAUCAGUCUGUCUAUCAAUCAAUCAUCCAGUGCAGGUUAAUUUUCACAGACCUCAUACGCUUUACACGAGACAAGAGAAUAAAGAAUGAAAACACGGUACCUUGGUGAAGGUCUCUAUGCAAAUUUGGGGUUACGACUUUGAUUGUCACUGGUGCCCCCUGCUGUCGGAAACGUGAAGUGCACCGGAUGCAUGGGGGAGUCUCCGGAUGGUGAAUGGAGUGCGCCGCAAACAUGAAACCGAGAAACAAAAACAUGGGCGGUUUAUUUCAGGCCUCGCUGUGCAGCAAGGAAAGGACCUCGGGUGUAUCCGGAAGCUCGUAACCCUCCAAUUAAACUCAUUUCAAAGCGACAUGGGUUAACACAUGGCGGACACGCGCGAGACUUCCAAGCCAACGUCCCACACACCGGAUGUGACGUAAGCGUCCAACAUUGCGUCAUCGAGUCGUCUUCUGUAGAAACCCGAAAUUUAUUCUGACAACGUCAAACCAAAGACGUCACCAGCACGAGAACACACGGGUGACGGGAUAUUGGAGGGCUUCAUGUAAAAGACGAAGAAGAAGAGAAGAUUGGUGUUUUAUUGUUGCACAUGAUAUGCAAAAUAUAUGAAUUUUUAAUCUAAGGUACUAGAUAUUGAUUUUCAGAAUCUUCUCUAUGCUGAUUAUAUUUUUUUCUUAAUUUAAAUGACUGGUUUUAGGGCUAGCUGGAAAGCGUCGGUGUGAUGAGAUAUAUUAAAAAAAACACAACUGAGGUCCAAAUCCAUCUGCAAUAUUUCUGGUUGAGGUGUUCAUCCUGUUUCCACAUUGUUUCAACACGCUUUGGGUAGAAACGGGGGGGGGGUAAAUAUGGUGGGUUCUCUAACCGGUGGCUCUGUAGACACCUGACACUCGUCGAUGGACUGACAGGUGUACUUCUGACCCGGAUGUGCUCUACAUUAGCUGUCAUUCCAACAUCUGUCUUUUUCUUUUUUCUUACUUUAUUGAUACUUCAAAUACAUUCAAACAGAGCAAAAAACAAUAGAUAGAAUAUUAAAAAAACAAUAAAGACACAAAAGAGAAAGUAAAUUAUAAAAGAUAAAUAACAGAAAAAAAUCAGUAAAUAAAGGCGAGAUCAUAUUUUAUGUAAACGGAUUCAGAGAUUUGCAGAUGUUGGUAGUUUUUAAAGCCUUGGUGUUUUUUGGAGUAGAGGUGGUCCUUAUAUAUUGUUCAACUUCUUUUUUAAGUGCAAAGAGUUGAGGCUUUCUGCUGGAGAAUUUACAUUUAUGUGUAUGAACCUUGGCUAAAAAUAAAAGCAUAUUUAUGAAAAAGAAUGCAUCGCCAUCUUUGUGAUUAAAAUUAUGAAACCCAAAAAUAGCAUUCUUAUGGUGAAGGUGCAAAUCAGAAAAGACCAAAUCAGCCAUAAACUUGUGGAAGUCUCCCCAGAAUGGAUAAGUGAACUGACAUGAGCAGAACAAGUGUAGUGUGGAGUUGGAAAACAACGAGACAGGAGACGUGAGAGUAGACGUAGUCAAGGUAGUUUACUAGCUCCAACUUAGCACGUCACACAUUCGACAACGACGCUGAACCGUGAACCGGAAGCGGAAGUGCAUUAUCUGACCCCUCGCCUCUUCCCUUAAAGGUACACCGUCCUCUUGGGUGAAUGUCUCUCGUUAUAUAGAUGUGGCUCACCACAGGACACGUGUUUCAGGAUGCGUUGGCUAAAGAGAACAUUCAACAUCUGUAUCGUUUUUAAACUUUGAUACAUCUCGUUUUGCGGGGUAGAAUUUGUGUAGCCAUUUAAAUGAAAUCUCUUUUCCAACACCUGUUUCAGACGACGCACGGGCCGGUGUUACUUACGCGCGAGAACUAAACGCUUCGUUUCCCCUGCCGAGUUUACCGGAAAGGGAAGGAAAACAUAGCCACGCGUCAGUGACGUCAUGUGGAAUUUCACAAUAAGAGGCUCGCUUAAAACUGUAACGCCUCCGUAAGCUUUCAGAGAAAACGCACUAAAGAGAGAGUUGUGUUGCCUUUACUGGACACCAGGAAUAUUGCGAGGACAAAAGGUGGUGUUUCACCACCACACAAUGUCCGGCACCACCCACACCCGUCAUAAACGUCCCUUCUUUAUUCCACUUUUCUGAAUCCAAACUGCCUAUUUAUGCUCAUUUACGCUUUCAUGGCGAUCCUAUUUAUGGCAGAGCAGCAGUCUGAUGUGUCUGAUAAUCUGCAUUAACCUGUCAAAUGUCCCUGUCGUGAACGCACCGUCACUUCCUAGACGCUGGCGAGCUCCUCGGCCCCCAACCGAAACGUGAGAAACUGGACGUUUGGCUGCAAAGUGAUGCACGUCUCUCAUCCCUGCUGUUGUGCCUCACGGCCAUGCUGUGGUGAUUGAUAAGGUGAUCGAUAAGGUGAUUGAUAUUAUCAGCACACUUAAAGGUGGCUGGUUAAAGGAGGCCAGAGAAGCGGUCCUACGGAGGCCGAACAGCUGAUGGGGAGCAGCGUCUGUUCUGAGAGCUCCUGGAAUAGAAGAACCUCUGAAUAAUGCUCCUUGUUCUCCUUCUUUGUUUCCUUUCUCUUUCUCCAGAUUUGUUUUCUUUGAAAUACGUUGUUUAUUCAGUGUACCAAGAAUGUGUAGAUGUUGUGGUCGCUCUCUGGAACACAUCGUCGUGGGAUGAAUAUCGGGCUGUCAUCAGACGACAAACAUUUCUGUUUUUUAAAUCACGGACAGUUGGGAUUCUUUUCUUUUCUGCUGUUUCCUUUGCUUUGUUUUCCUCCGUCUCUGGGACAUUUAGCUCAUUCUGCCCAGACACAGACUGUAAGAGAUCUGCUAAUGACAUGGAAAUAAAAAUGAUGAGA